AUGUCUAGGAAAGUUGGCCGAAAGGGGCGUGGCAUGGGCGUGGUCAGAAAAGCUCCAAGUCGGAAGGAAAAAACAGAAAACAAGUCACCCACAAAAGUCGAGGAACAUCAUGAAGAGCAUCAUGAGGAACAGCAUGCGGAACGUCGAGAAGAAUCACAUGUGGAACAUCAUAAAGCUGCAGCUCCACCACCACCAGCUGAGCCAGCAGCUGUUAUUGCUGAUCCACAGUCAAAUGUCACUGAAAUAGUUAUGGAUGAGGAUUUGCAGGCUCUCCAUCGUACAAAAGAACCGGAUGCGAUACCUAUUGAUGCAGUUCCUUCGCAAUCACGCUAUGAUUAA
This is a messenger RNA of Strongylus vulgaris, 339 nucleotides long. The record is from the annotation of a GenBank genome assembly. Lineage: Eukaryota; Metazoa; Nematoda; Chromadorea; Rhabditida; Strongylidae.